This is a messenger RNA of Phyllopteryx taeniolatus (common seadragon), 623 nucleotides long. RefSeq lists its product as uncharacterized. Gene Ontology annotation, cellular component: perinuclear region of cytoplasm. The transcript is spliced from 3 exons. NCBI's taxonomy places the organism in Eukaryota, Metazoa, Chordata, Actinopteri, Syngnathiformes, Syngnathidae. Bases 154 to 426 code for a protein of 90 amino acids. Gene Ontology annotation, molecular function: calcium ion binding. The record is from RefSeq and is a predicted model, not a curated record.
ACAGAGAGAGAGAGAGAGAAAAAAAGUUGGCUGCUGCAGCGAGAAGUUAAAUCACGGAAAAGAUAUGUGUUGCUGCCUCAUCUAGCACAGAGGAAAAAGAAGGAGCUCCUGCACUUAUUGUCUUUUCUUCCCUCCCUCCUCAAACUUAACGACAUGGAGUCAGCCAUCCAGACACUGGUGACUACAUUCCUUGGUUCUACCAAAGGCAAGGAGAGCAUGGAUGGGAAGUCCUUCCAGAAGAUGGUAAAGAAGCACCUUAGCGGUGUCAUGGAGGACACAAACAGCUCGGCGGCCAUCAAGGAGAUGCAGAAUGGCCUGGAUGAGAACAAGGAUGGGAAAGUCAGCUUUCAGGAAUACCUCACUCUGAUUGGCUACGUUGCCAAAUCGGUCAGCGAGAGCAAGUGCCCAUCCAACGCGGCGUCAUAGAUGGAGACAUAUUUGGGGCCGUGCUGUUUUGUGCUUCUUUUUAUUCCCCCCCACACAUUAACCAACCUGUUGUAUCAACCAUUGUCCUAACCCGCUAAUGUCCGUCUUGUAUUCAAUGCUCCCUCCAUGUUGAUCUCAAGAAAACAUUAAAGAACUCCAUGUCAAGAAUGCAAUUAAAGCUUUAUACUGACAUCGCA